Messenger RNA from Lolium rigidum, 1786 nucleotides. Its product is annotated as NAC domain-containing protein 45-like. The record is from RefSeq and is a predicted model, not a curated record. Lineage: Eukaryota; Viridiplantae; Streptophyta; Magnoliopsida; Poales; Poaceae. The coding region runs from base 446 to 1471 and encodes 341 amino acids. Gene Ontology annotation, biological process: regulation of DNA-templated transcription. Gene Ontology annotation, molecular function: DNA binding. The transcript has 3 exons.
CACAAGCACACCUCCUUUCCUUCUUCUUCUUCCUAGCGCCGCCAAAGCCUGCCACACCUGACCUAGCUACCUAGCCACAGCUUACAACACUUUGCCUCUCAAAUUCAUCUUCAGGCACUUGACCAUUCACCCACCAAGUGCUUGACUUGUUCUUCGCCUAGCUUCCUGUUAGUCAGUUAGCAUUUCUGUUUCUAGCAGCUUGUGACCUGAGGAUAAUGAUCGUGAGUCCUGGCAGCAGCUACAUCGUCUUCAUUGCCGCCUCGCCGCUGGACCUCGAGAAGCUCUUCUACUUCUGGAUUUUCGACAUCUUUAACAGAUACUGCACCUGACUCCAUUCUCCUCCCCACCUCUGAUUAAGUCCUGCCGGCGAUAUUUGUGAUCGGCAGUUGACGCUAAAUAUAUAGUCACGUAGCAAGUUGUAGUUCAGAGUUCAGACAAGCAAGCAAUGGCCGGGACAAUGACUCUUCCGCCUGGGUUCCGAUUCCACCCCACCGACGACGAGCUCGUCGGGUACUACCUGAAGCGCAGGGUCGACAACCUCAAGAUUGAACUGGAGGUUAUCCCUGUGAUCGAUCUCUACAAGUUCGAGCCCUGGGAGCUGCCAGAGAAGUCGUUCCUGCCCAAGAGGGACCUGGAGUGGUUCUUCUUCGUGCCGCGGGACCGCAAGUACCCCAACGGGUCGCGCACGAACCGGGCGACGACGACGGGGUACUGGAAGGCCACCGGCAAGGACCGCAAGGUUUCCUGCGACGGCGGCGCCGUGUGCGGCGUCAGGAAGACGCUGGUGUUCUACAAAGGGAGGGCACCCGGCGGCGAGCGCACCGACUGGGUCAUGCACGAGUACCGCCUCUGCCAGGACCUCCUCCACGGCGCCUCCAACUUCAUCGGCGCCUACGCGCUCUGCCGCGUCAGCAAGCGCACCGAGGCCGGCCUCCUCCACGGCGGCGACACGGCGGCGGCGCCGGCCAAGGCGAAAGGCCACCAGCAGCAGAUGCGCAAGGUGGGGAGCAGCUCGUCCCUGGUCACCACCGACCACCAGCUGAGCUGCAACGCCUCCUCCUUCACGCCUAGCCCUCCGCGUCUGGAGCUGGAGAUCGUCGGCAACGCGUUCCAGCUCCAGAGUUCACCUUCUCCCCUGUUCGGAGGGGAGGUGGUGUCCGACAUGGCCGCGCCUCUGAGCUUUCCGCAGCAGGAUGCCUCUGCAUUCUUCAUCGGCGGCGACCUCGCCGGUGCAGCUGCAGGCGAUUCGCACAUGCCUUUCUUCGGCGACAUGGGCAUGAUCCCGGAGCACGAGCUCAGAUGGGACACCUUGCAACCCUACGCUUCCCUCUCCACCGCCGCCGCCACCGGCGCAGCGGAGCUUUGGAAUCCGGCACCGCCGAACGCCGCCGCCCCGUUGCUGUGCAGGGAGACGAGCGACGACCUGACGGCGUGGUUCACGUCGCUGGACGAAAACAUGGUGGUCUACUGAAGCUGCAUGAAGGAAGAUCGUGGUAAUUUCGGUAACUGACGAAAUAAAACCCAGAACCUCGCUUGUUCUCGGCGAUGGCGGUAUAUUUUCAGCCACUGACCGUAUGUGUACGGGUACGUAAUACGUAUAUAGGUAUGUGUCUUGUGGUUGCUACGGAGUGACGGCCUAUUUUAGCACUGUCUUCUCUCGCUGUGGCAGGCACGGCACUCUUCCAUCUCUUUACUUCGAUUCAGUCUCUGUACGAGCCACCGCUGCAAAUUACGCAGCUGUAUUUGUACUCCCGUUUCACGGGAAUGUAACAACUCCCAUUUGCUA